This is a messenger RNA of Lachancea dasiensis, 1248 nucleotides long. The record is from the annotation of a GenBank genome assembly. Lineage: Eukaryota; Fungi; Ascomycota; Saccharomycetes; Saccharomycetales; Saccharomycetaceae.
AUGAGUUACUAUAUUCCGAGAUGGUGGUUUCUGUUGUGCAUUUUAUCAUCCAUUUUGAGUAUAGGGAUCUCAUCGAUGUCCAUUAUGGGCCAGUUUCUUAAUUACAGGAAACCUUUGGAACAAAGGUUGGUAAUUAGAAUUCAGUUGAUGGUCCCACUGUUUUGUGUGACGUGUCUGCUUGCAUGCGUAAUACCUCAACUAGCACUUAUCUGGAUAGAUCCAGUACGGGAGAUUUAUGAAUCAUUUGUCAUUUACACGUUCUUUUCUCUGCUAACGUUGAUAUUAGGAGGAGAGAGAAAAAUAAUCACUGAACUCUCAAUGGGUAAGCCACCAACGCGGCAUCCGAUUUUUCUUCUGGGCCGCUGGCUACCCCCAGUGGACAUGUCUGACCCUAACGAUUUUCUAACAGUGAAGAGAGGUAUCCUUCAAUAUGUAUGGUUCAAGCCGCUGUAUUGUUUAGGAACCAUGAUUUCCAUCAACUAUAACUGGCAUCCCGAAUUUUGGAUGCCUUUUUGGGCCUUAUCUUACAAUGUUUCGGCCACUUUAUCACUCUAUAAUCUGGCUCUAUUCUGGAAGUGCCUUUAUGGAGAGCUCAAACGCUACAACCCGUGGUCAAAAUUCUUGUGCGUCAAGCUCAUUAUUUUUGCUUCGUAUUGGCAGGGAAUAAUCAUUACCUUAUUGAGCAAGUGUGGUUUUAUAAGACACGAUCCAGAAGUGGACUACGGCUACGUUUAUCAAAACGCGGUUUUGUGCGUUGAAAUGAUAGGGUUUGCUCUAGGACAUUUAAUUGCAUUUAAUUGGUCUGCUUAUAGUUCCAAGAGUAUUCCUAAAGGAUCUAGGGUACGAUUUUUUUACGCAUUGAGGGACUGCUUUGGGUUUGGGGACUUGAAAUGGGAUUUUAAGAUAACAUUUAUGGGAAACUUGUACAAUUACCGUCAUUUUAAUUCUGCAGAGGCUAUAGUAGCCCAUAGAGACGCUCGGUCGCGGUUGGGACGUCUACAGGCCGGCUUCAGGUAUUCAAGUGGUGAUCGAGGCAAUUAUUGGGUAAAUGAAGCUGAUUCUUCGUCUCAGCAAAGUUCCUCUUACGGUAGUGUUGAACAAAACGAACCGUGGAUCGACAUUACUCAGAACAGUUAUAUACCAGAAGAUCCUAAUUACCCAGUAAUUUGGGAUGUCGAUGCUCACAAGUAUAGUAGGGAUAUGGAGGCGCUGCGUCAAAACGUCAGACAGUCUUAUGCAUCUCCUUAA